Podospora anserina S mat+ is the source of this 726-nucleotide messenger RNA. RefSeq lists its product as uncharacterized. The coding region runs from base 1 to 726 and encodes 241 amino acids. The transcript is spliced from 2 exons. The record is from RefSeq and is a predicted model, not a curated record. NCBI's taxonomy places the organism in Eukaryota, Fungi, Ascomycota, Sordariomycetes, Sordariales, Podosporaceae.
AUGGUGUCAGUCAAGUCGAUACUUCUUGCCGCGAUGGCCACGGUAGCAUAUGCUGCCCCAUGCCAACCGACAUUUGUGCCCACUCUUCCCAAGACUGGAGGUGCCCGAGAACUCCCCUCACCACCACCGAGCUUCACCCUCAAGAAGAUUGCCGUCGGCCAUGGUAUCCAAAAUUACACAUGCGUCGACACCACCUCUGCCCCUAAGGCCGAUGGUGCCGUUGCUAUUCUCUACGACGUGACAAAGUACGCCCCAGGAACGCCAAAGACCGGCAUUGCCAAAGCACUCUGGGAUAGGAUCCCCUCUGCGCUUCUCCUCAAGCCUCUGACUCUCAACAAGCUCGCGGGAACCAAGUAUGGUGCUCAUGCCACAGCGCCAUUCCCCAAGGAGGAGGACCUGAAGCUGCUCGGUUUUCCCAUCGCCGAGUAUCUUGGCCAUCACUACUUCGACAUCAGCAGCACCCCGAUGUUCGACCUCAACCGGGUCGGGCUCAAGGCCAGUGUGACAAAGUUGGAUAAUGUGGAUGCCCCUGCCAACGCUGACAAGGGCCCUCUCAAGACUGGAGCCGUGGCCUGGCUCCAGCUUGGAGACAGCGGGAAGGGCCUCUCGAGUGGGAUCACCCAGGUUUACCGUGUCAUCACAGCCGGUGGCGUGGGGCAAAAGUGCGGUGUUGCUGGUGUCGGUGUGCACAGCGUUCCUUACACCACCUUUUACUGGUUCUUCUAA